Funneliformis caledonium is the source of this 359-nucleotide messenger RNA. The record is from the annotation of a GenBank genome assembly. Lineage: Eukaryota; Fungi; Glomeromycota; Glomeromycetes; Glomerales; Glomeraceae.
AUAUUGGUUAUGCUGGAUAUAUUACCAGUAAAUCAUUCUGUAAAAUUGCACAGUCAUGCAAUAGGCUAAAACAUUUAGGAAUUAAUAUCAUCAGUUCUUGUAGUAGACUUACUGAUACUGCUAUUUGCAUCCUUACGGAUUCAUACCCAAAUCUGAGAAGUUUAAAACUCAAGUACUGUGAUGGAAUAAGUGAUAUAGCCAUCAGAAAAAUUGCACAAUUUCGUUGUUUGGAACAUCUUAAUCUCUAUGGUAUAAGUGUUCUUAGUGAUAAAUCGAUACGCAUUAUUGUGAAAUCAUGCUCAAAUAUCCAAUAUCUUAAUCUUCAAUCUUAUAACAUUACAGAUAGAGCUGUAGAAUAA